Messenger RNA from Phytophthora infestans T30-4, 1260 nucleotides. RefSeq lists its product as uncharacterized. The transcript has a single exon. The record is from RefSeq and is a predicted model, not a curated record. NCBI's taxonomy places the organism in Eukaryota, Oomycota, Peronosporomycetes, Peronosporales, Peronosporaceae. Bases 1 to 1260 code for a protein of 419 amino acids.
AUGCUGGCCGAAUCCCAGCAGCGUUGGCGUCGAUCUGCGCUGAAGAUGCCCUUGGAACUGGAUCGUGCGACAAUGGUGACCAUCUUCAUCCUGGCACUGGCGUUGAUCCUCCAAGCGAUCACUGUCUUCACGCAGCUACGCAAGCACAACACCGUCGCCGAUCGGACAGAACUGAUCACUGCUCAAGACCUGGUGGAUGCCAUCAGUCCUCCAGUCGGCACCCCUCCUACCGCAGCACGUACCGCUUCAAAAUGGUGCUGGUCACGAAAGACGAUCGGUGGGCUCGAGAUGGAGAUCGUAGAACGACGACUACUACGUCAUCUGUUCCUGCGUCGCUUCGGAUUGCCACAGCUCUUCCCGUUCUCCAAGUACCUGCGGCGAGCUCAAGCGAACCAGAUCUCACAUAUGAUCGAGGUGGAGCCGUCGAUGUGGGUGCUUUUACUCUUUGUGGCAUGGCUGAUUUGCGGGUUUGUCAGUCUCCUCGAACACCUGAACGUAGAGCUACCUGGGAGUGAGGAAUUAGUGGAAGUUAUCGUGUCAUUUGCGUGGACCUUGGUGGCGCUUCACAUCGCAGCGUUGCUAUACUUCCGCUCGUGUUUGCAUCGAGUACUAAAGACAGCGGGGUACAGUGACGAUGACGCUGUUUUGCCUGCAAAUCUCCGCGCUAUUGCACAAGAGGAGGCGGUUGCAUGGAGGAACGAAGCAGCAGAUAACUCCUUAGAUACCAUGAACCGGGUGCAGGAAGAACUGGAGGAGGUCGAGGCGCGUCGACACGCCGAACGUCACGCGAUUCUCCGGAAAGAUGUCGGUCUUCAACUGGCUGUAACAUGUUGCCGUAACCUUAAGAUGGGUGGAGACGUUAAGCCACGUGAAGCGAGCGGCGUACAACCCGAGUCUCCAGAGAUUCACAUCCCGUUCUUUUCACGGAAAACCUGGCACGUUAUCGUUAUUUUUCAUCUAGUUCUUAACGGUUUCUUUAUCGCACUAUUGGUGCAGUGCGCAGUGUACGAUCGGGACGUUAUUUACGGGGAAUUCGGAUUACUACCCGCUCUCAUGGUCCCACUCCCGUUGGCACUCAACACUUUGGUGUUCCAGCAGCGGAUUUCCAGCUACUUCGUUAUCGUCUGCAGCAUUUUUCGAGUUAACGCCAACACAUUGGGAGAAGUCGUGAACCACUUCAGCGAGAUCGUGGAGCUACGCUCUGAAUUUGCUGCUUCUGUACUUGCGUCUUUAAAGGAGGAUGGCUCGACGAUCGAAUAG